AUGACCGACGUUGAAAUGAAGCCAGAGGACGGUGAGAAGAAAGAAGCAGAAGGAAAGGACGCGAAGAAGAACAAGGAGGACGAGUUGAAGGACAAGAAACCACCCCCGACCCCCGUUGCGGAGAUCAAGACGAACGUUACGCUCAUCGAAAGAGCGGUGUCGACCUUGGAGCCUCGAUUCACCCACCGCGUCCUUCGCACCUUGACUGCAUUACGGAAAAAGCUGAACAACAAGGUACUGAGGGAUGCCAUUGAGGAGGUCUAUGCCAAUGCCGAUAUUAAUUCCACCCCGAAGAGUGCACUUCUCGCCUGGCUGCCUCCCGCGCUGCCACAAGAAGAGAGCACUAUGGAUGUUGACUCUAUUCCCGCUCCUUCACCACCGCAAUCUAGACAAUCGCAGCCUGAGCUCGUGCCCGAAUGCGAGGUCUACUUCCGUCUUCUCAUAUUGCAUUAUCUGCUUGUGUCUUCUGAAACUUACAAGCAAGCAAUGGACCUUGGACACGAAACGAUUCAGCGCAUACAGGCGCUCAACCGGCGCAGUAUGGAUCCGCUUUCCGCCAAGGUUUGGUAUGCAGUAGAGCGUGCCUACGAGCUUGGGGGAGAGCUCGCGGACGCAAGGCCAUUAUUUCUUGCUGCCCAGCGGACGGCGUCAUUACGACACGACGAUGAGACACAGGCAUCUCUGAUAAAUCGCUUGCUGCGUAGCUAUCUCCAUUACAACCUAUACGAUCAAGCGGACAAGUUGGUCUCGAAGACGAAAUUCCCUACAUCUGCGGGAAAUCCACAAUUCGCGCGGUAUAAUUAUUUCCUCGGUCGUAUCAAAGCUGUGCAAUUGGGAUACACUGAAGCUCAUAACAACCUGCAACAAGCUAUCAGACGUGCACCAGCCGCGAAGACAGCGCCGGGCUUCUACCAGGCUGUGCACAAGCUGUCGGUGGUGGUUGACCUAUUGCUGGGUGAAAUCCCGGACCGCAGUCUUUUCAGGCACCCUGUUCUUGAGAAGGCCCUAAGUGGAUAUUUUGAGAUUGUGAAAGCGGUGCGGAUGGGUUCUCUUUCGCAAUUCCAGUCGACGCUAUCUAAGCAUGCGGCUGAUUUCGAGAAGGAUAAGACAUACACGUUGAUCGUGCGACUACGUCAGAAUGUGAUCAAGACUGGCAUACGGCGGCUAUCGCUAUCUUAUUCACGGAUUUCGCUCAGGGACAUUUGCGUCAAGUUGCACUUGGACUCAGAAGAAGAUGCAGAGUACAUUGUAGGCAAAGCUAUCAGGGACGGUGUCAUCGAAGGUAGGAUUGUGCACGAGAAGGGGUGGAUGGAGUGUGGCGGACAGAAAAGUGGUUACGGUCCUGAGGUCAGCGACGUCUUUACACGACGUAUUACGUAUUGUCUUGAGCUGCACAAUGAGAGUGUAAAGGCGAUGCGGUAUCCGCUGAACGCUCAUCGCAAAGAGCUCGCUGCUGCGGAAGGUGCGCGAGAACGCGAGAGAGAGCUCGCGAAGGAAAUUCAAGAGGGUGAUUUGGACGAUGACGGUCCCGAUCUUGGGGAUGGUUUUUAA
This is a messenger RNA of Fibroporia radiculosa, 1551 nucleotides long. RefSeq lists its product as uncharacterized. Gene Ontology annotation, molecular function: protein binding; enzyme regulator activity. Lineage: Eukaryota; Fungi; Basidiomycota; Agaricomycetes; Polyporales; Fibroporiaceae. Gene Ontology annotation, biological process: ubiquitin-dependent protein catabolic process; regulation of protein catabolic process. The coding region runs from base 1 to 1551 and encodes 516 amino acids. Gene Ontology annotation, cellular component: proteasome regulatory particle, lid subcomplex; proteasome complex. The record is from RefSeq and is a predicted model, not a curated record. The transcript is spliced from 5 exons.